UUGCCCAGUUUGAACCCAUCCAAAGCCAUGGCCAUGCUCAGAGUGUCUUCUUACCGCAAGCUGUUUGAGGAUGAUAGCUGGAGUCGAAAUGGAGGAUUGAGUAUGCAGUGUGCAGGGCAGUACCGGGCCACCGUCAGGAGUGCGGCUGUUGACAAGUGUGACUGUGACAAGUUGGACUUUGUAGCUGCCAAGGCGAUUAACAGGGAGGGUCUGAACCAGUUUGUGAAGGACCGCACCAUCAUUGCUGCCCUCAAUGACCGCCUGGUUAAGCUUAUUGAACUGGCCCGUUGUUUUGAGGAGGAGAACGAGUCUCUUGAAUGUCAAAUUGUUGAGCUGGAAGACAAGCUGAACAGUCGACAAGCCUUCUCCAGCAUCACCUCCACUGUGCCUGACUACAGUCUGGAUGAAGUGGUGGAAAGACUGCGCAGGGAGAGGGAUGAGAUUCUGUGUGACACCGAGGAGCUGCGGAAAGAGCUUGAAUGUCUGAUGAAAGAAUACGAAAAGGCUGCACAGCAGAGGAUCCUCUUCCAGCAGGAACGACAAGAUGUUGCAGAGGAAGUGGAUGCUGUGACAGCAGGGUGUUUGGCGUUAAGGGAGCAAGUGGCUAUCUACGAGGAGCAGCUGGCUAACAUGGAGGCCCAGCACGAGACGGCAGUGGAGGAUCUGCUGGAGCCAGCUGAUGGGACUACAGGAGCGGUGGCAGCUAUUAAAUUUGGCAGCCCUGACAUCACCCCGGCCUUGGAUGUAAAGGAGUACUACUGCCAGCUGGCUGAGAACCUCCAGUACGAGUGCGACGCACCCUCUUUUGCUGUGGUUCGAAGCAGUGAUGGAAAACAACUGGAAGCGGGAGGAGCUGCAGGGUCAACAGUGAAAGCCUUGCCAAAGAUAACGGACAUCGGUGAGAUGAAGAUGCUGAUUUCAGAGCUACAAAAGGAGCUCGCUGAGCUCGAGAAAUUGAACGAAGAGCUGGAGGACGAGGUUGAGAUGAAGAAGGCUGCAUACAUGGACGAGAUUGCUGAGUUGGAGUGUACUAUAGAUGAAAUGCGGCACCAGGAGGCCGAUUUCCAAGUGCAGAUGAAGGAGCAGUAUGAAGACUACAAAGAGUUGCUCAGUGAGAAGAUGGCCAGAGAUAUGGAAAUUGCUGCUUACAGGAGUCUGGUGGAGGAAGAGGAGGAGAGGCUGUGCAGCCUGUAACUCGAGGCUGGAGAGUAAGACAGGCUGGCUGGAUGGAUGCUCCCCCACACGUGGAUUAGAAAAUAGAAAAGCAUAAAAAACAUACCCAAAUCUGGACAGGGAUGAAGCUUAAGGUACCGAUGUAGCAGUUUAAGCAGAUGUAAACUUAUCAUGACAGAUUAAUACCGUCUGGAGGCCUAAGCUGGGCCAUUGAUAACAGGUCGCUGGCAGAUGACCCCGAGACUCCAAGAAAGAUGGAGCUGUCUAAAGCUGGUGGGAGGAUGGGGGCUGUGCGAUGAGUGCGUAUCCAUUCAGUGUCUGGCAGGGAUAUUUCCUUAAGUGGGUUUUAUCUUUACCAGCUCACUGAUAUGAUUCAUAAAUGUUUUGUCCCCUCUUUGUUGAACAAGUCCCACACAACCACACAGAAACACAGAUAUAGAUACACAAGCUAAACCAUGCGGCUCCGUGGAGACAUAGCACCUCGUCCAUCACUCAAACUCUGUCUGAUUACCAGCUCUUAACCUCUGACCUCUUCACUGUUAGAAAACCUAUUGACAGCCCUCCCUUUGGUAACUAAAAGCAUCUCACCUUCCCUUUGCUUUUACAGUCGUGCAUUCAUGUUGGCUUUACAUACGACACUGACAGUCAAGUGUGCAGUGGACUGUUUGCUUUUCAAAUGGUUCAUGAAGUUGUUUUUCUACAGCUCUUACAAAACGUGCACCUGGAUCUUUGUACAAGAAACGGCUGUGUGAUUCAUUAUUUCUCCUUUUGAAAAACUAAUUUUCUGUCGUUUCAGAAAUAAGCAUUCGGUAAUACAUUCCUCUGUAAUCUUUUCCUUAUUUUCUACAUGACUUUCAAGCUGUCUGUGAUAAAUCAUUUUUGGUUCCUGCUUCUGCACAAGUGUCUGAAUGUGCUUUAGAUUUAAAUGAAA
This is a messenger RNA of Larimichthys crocea (large yellow croaker), 2104 nucleotides long. It is a transcript of the gene vimr2, whose product is annotated as vimentin-related 2. The record is from RefSeq and is a predicted model, not a curated record. Gene Ontology annotation, molecular function: structural constituent of cytoskeleton. The transcript is spliced from 10 exons. Bases 28 to 1194 code for a protein of 388 amino acids. Gene Ontology annotation, cellular component: cytoplasm; intermediate filament. Gene Ontology annotation, biological process: intermediate filament organization. NCBI's taxonomy places the organism in Eukaryota, Metazoa, Chordata, Actinopteri, Sciaenidae.